Molecule: messenger RNA, 1371 nt
Organism: Annulohypoxylon truncatum
Lineage: Eukaryota; Fungi; Ascomycota; Sordariomycetes; Xylariales; Hypoxylaceae
Exons: 2
Coding region: 108-1271 (387 amino acids)
Source: RefSeq, a predicted model, not a curated record
ACGCCAUUUCAAAUCUCGAGUUGCUCGGUGAUGUCUCGUUGUCCCGAUAUCGCGCACAGUUUGGGGUCUCCUCGUCACCACAUCUUAUAGGAUCCUGGUGGCAGACAAUGACAUAUAAUACGGCCGUCGAGUCGCAGAUUUAUGCUACCUGUCCGCAUUCGGAUGGAAAGAGCGCACCAAUAUGCUGGGAUUGUAGUGAGGAAAGCUGGAGGAGCCCGCCACAGUUUGAGGACUUCGGAGGGGUUAAGAAGCUCAGAAUCCUGAGCGGGAAGAACCAAACUUUCGCACCAGAAGUACAUCCACCCGCCGAGGGGAUAGAAGUCGGCACCCCUAAUUCCCGUUCCAGCCAGCCAGGCCUAGAGGUCUUCACCGGACCACAGAUCGUGAUUCCCACAGAUAAACCCCGGAAUAUCGGACUGGAUGAGAAGAUCGUCAUUACCUCAGACUCACCAUCGCCAACCAUAUUGGGACUUCGAAGGAGGAUAUUCUGGCUUGUCCUAAUAUGCGUAGUAUUGGCGUUGCUUGUGGGAGUGGCCGUUGGUACUGCAGUUGGAAUAACACAGAAGAAUAAUUCUACCAAAGCACUAUCGACAUCGUCUUCGUCCACGGGGAUUGGUGACCAAAUGAGCAGCACUUUCUCAUCACCGCCCGAAGUUAUGACCGAAAUCGUGUCGGUCAUUACAGCAAGCCCCUCGAUGACUGCAACGAGCGGUCCCACGAUUUUAAGUGUAUCUUCAUCCACAAAACUUGACACUUCAACAACCACCGAAAAGAAAUCUUCUUCUUCUGCAUCCCCCACGUCGAGUUCCCCCGCAGGCGAAACUUCCAAAUCCGUGGAGAAAGUGACAGUGAUUUCUGUUCAAACAGCGUCGGUACCCACUACUAGCCCGGUUCAGUCCACGCCAACUCCGACAACUAUAACAGUUACUCCUACCUCGAAGACGAGCUCAGAGACCACGGCAAGUCCAGCAACGACUAGUUCGGAUGGCGACUGUCUAGGAGCUGACGGAAGCACGUACACGGAUCCGGGGACGGGCUCGCAAUUUAGGAUCGAAUGUGACAUCGCUCAUCAGGGGAAAGACAUUGAUAAUUACGAGGCCCAAACCAUGCAGGCUUGCGUAUCCAUGUGCGCAGACGACUCAGAAUGUGUGGGUGCCAUCUGGUACAGCGCCGGCCCGCAGGGAACGGAUCUCAACUAUUGCUGGCUGAAGAGCACUUUGGACGAUGAUCUCAAGAGCACGAAGGAUGCACAAUCGGUUGUGCGGUUGUAAAAGAGCGUAGAUCACUCAUCGAAGAUCGAACCACACGUUGGUCUUACUGGGUAAUGCCUAAUAUUCAGUGUAGGGGUGAUGAAAUACUUGCAUUGAGUAU